Phytophthora sojae is the source of this 12627-nucleotide messenger RNA. RefSeq lists its product as hypothetical. Gene Ontology annotation, cellular component: dynein complex. The transcript is spliced from 3 exons. Gene Ontology annotation, biological process: microtubule-based movement. NCBI's taxonomy places the organism in Eukaryota, Oomycota, Peronosporomycetes, Peronosporales, Peronosporaceae. The coding region runs from base 1 to 12627 and encodes 4208 amino acids. The record is from RefSeq and is a predicted model, not a curated record. Gene Ontology annotation, molecular function: ATP binding; dynein light intermediate chain binding; dynein intermediate chain binding.
AUGAGCAAGCGCAACUCCAAGAAGUCAGCAAAUGCGGCGUCGCUCAACCUCGUACUGAAAGCCCUGGACAAGUACGAGCAGGAUGAUACGAGCUCGAUGCAGUCAGCGUUCGGAUCCCUCAUCGGGACCAUAGGGAAAGCGCCUUCCACGAAAGACCUGCCGCCUAAAGUCCAACCGGUCAACUAUCCGAUCCAGAACGGCGCGAGCGGUGAAGCAGCGAGCAGACUCAGUAAGCAUAGGGUCAGCAAGACGCCUUCCAAGCUAGCAGAGCGCUCCAAAAAGGCUGCCCCUGGCAGUUUGACAGGGGCAGCGCUGGCAGAAUGGCUUGAGUCGCAGGUUCCGCGCGAGGGACUCGGACACCCAGCAAUUGCAGCUUCAUACGCCGGUGACGGCGAUCCCUAUGCAUGCAUCGCGGGCACAUUUCUUCCCCUGUGGUGCUUUCUAGACGUGGAGAUAGACACAGGAGCAGUCGGCCAGCGUCCAGAGCUGGCGAAGCGGUUGCCGAUGAAGGCGGUGGGUCUGCCGCUGGAUGAUAGCACCGGCGUUGCAGGAAGCUGGUCCAGCUGCAUGGUGACGGCAUUUGACGCCUCACUUGGUCGCUUUAUUGUUUCGUGGUCGGCUGGAAAGCGUGUGGGAUCACCUGUGAUGCAUCGUGGGCUGCUGUGUCUCGAGAAAGACGACUGUGAAGCCUUCGGCCAGCGCAUUCAGCGUGCUGUGCAGCGGCGUGAACAAGCGGAGGCGGCGCUGCGCCAGUCGCUUUACGUGGAGAGCAUGCCAAUUAGCUCGGAUACUCAAUUGGAUUCCCAGACGAUCGGCAACAUUCUCCAACUCACGCUGUCUUCUUCAUCAGUGCCUACGAACAUCGGAACGUCGACGCUACUGGAGGAGGUUAAUGCUGACUACAUGUACACGAUGAACAAGCUGAUCUUCGAGACCAAUGUGGACGAUAUGCACUGCGAGUUCUCCGGCCUCAAACUGCCCAAGGUGUCCGCCCCACCGCCUCCACCCCAAUGCGGCGUCAUUGCUGUUCCAGUAUAUGACUUCAAUCGUAGGUUCCUAGACAUUGCCACAAAUAAGUUCGUGAACCUGCCGUUCGCAGUAAAUGCGUUGCUGGAUGUACGUCGAAGCUGCGUGGAUGUGGGCACGCAAAAGCUUUUGCUGGAGCAGCAGCCUACGGAGAUCAGCUUCGGUGGUGGCGCACGACCACAGCCCAAGAGCAUCACGCUGGCCGAGUUCCAUUCGUUGCAUGCGCAAAUGAGCCACACGGCGCUGCGCUUCAUGCGGGACUACUGGACGAGACUGGCGGCCAAGCGCAUCCAACUGCACUUCUCUCAAGCUCAACAUCCACACUAUAAUCCAGCGGAGCCGAAUCGCCAAAAGUACUUGGAGACGCCACUCCGUCGGUUCUUGCGGCGUGUGAACUAUAUGGUCGCAGACACACUCCGCCUGCUUAUUCAGCACAACUUCGAAGGCUACGCGCAGUUUGUCGAAGAAAUGGCGGGUUACGAAGUGGAGAUACGGGGGCCCAGCGAUAUCCACGAACGGGUGUUGACGACGGAGCAGACUGACCCCCAGCAGAAGCCCGAAGUUGAGUCUCUACCUCCAUCUGUGUCGUCGCACCAACCAUUGUUUCGUGUCGAGCUGAUCAUCUCACCCGAAAAGCACAUUCUAAACCAAAGCGAAGUAGAUAAACGUGCCGCAGAGAUUCGAGAAUGGUCCCUAGCCAACGUGCAAGACCGGUCAGCACAGUGCCCAAUCGAACCAGUGGAGCCUCGUGAAGGUUACCGCUUCGAGUACGUGACGAGCCCGGACGAAUUCAAGGGUGCCCUCUCUGGCCAGUUUGACGUCGUCCUUGAUCGCCUGAAGUCGCUGGAGCUGGUGGAGAGGCUGGUGAUGGAUCGCAUCUUCUGGCCGAAUCAAGAAAGCAUUGCGUGUCUACAGGACUCUGCGCAGUCGGUGGCUGGCCUUAAGAAGCACGUUGGGGACAUCGGUGAGCGAGCUUCGCAGCCUCUGCUGAACUAUCACCGCCAGUUCGAUCAGUACAUCCCACUGCUCAAUCUGGACGUCGACGAGUAUCUGAAGUCGAUCAUUCGUGUGCAGCCUGAGGGGAAUCCAGAAGGCGAAGACGGCGAACCUGCCCCUCUUCUCCCCCCAGUUGAGCUGAAUGAACUCCGUCGACUGUUAGCCUAUCACCGGGAUGAAGAGGAGAGACUAAUGGAGACCAUUCCGUCUCGUGCAGUGAACCUGGGGCUGUUUCAGGUCGAUCUUACGAACAUUCGCUUUACGUUGGCGAAGAAGCACCGCGAUAGCUUUGCGCGGUUGUUGGAAGCUCAAGUUACUUAUUGUUUCACAGUGGCGACGCGCAUCAUGAGCAAGUUCGACGAGAUUAACCAGACGUUGUCGUCAACGCCGAAGGAUAUCGAGAGUCUCACUGCACUUCAGGAGUAUAUCGCUGGUCUGCCUGCUCUGUUGGCCCCGCUGCAGGAAGAAAUCUCCCAAAUGAUGCGCGACAACACGCUCAUCGACGAUUUCCGCCACUACGUCAGUGACGAGCACCUCCGACUCACGUGGCAGGUGCAAGGCUGGCCUAGCAAGGUGCUGGCACAGAGUUCACGCUUCAAGCACGCACUUGAGGAGCGCAAGGGGAAGUUCGCCAAGCAGAUGGAGUCCGAACAGGAACGCUUCGAGAAGACGCUGGCUGCGCUGCAAGAUGAGAUCGAGACCUUCUCGCGCUACGACAACCUAGCCUUUGUGGACGACGUCGCCCACCACGCGAUGUCCGUUCAGCGGAAGCUGGAGCAAGCCCAGCAAGACGCGAUGCUGUUCAAUAGUCGGGAGACGCUUUUCGGUCACGAAGUCACGUCUUACGAUGCACUGGCGAGCGCCAAGAAGACGUUCGAGCCGUAUCACCAGCUCUGGUCCACGUCCUACAACUGGAUCCAGAGUCGGAAGACAUGGAUUCAAGGAAGCUUCACUGACAUUGAUGCAGAGCAGGUUGAGAAGCUCGUUGACACAUACAGCACGGGGAUUCAGAAAGCCUAUAAGUUCUUCAGCAACAGCGGCAACGAGGCGUGCUCGAAGAUCGCAGAGACGGUCAAGGAGCAGAUCUCCGUAUUCAAGCCAUACGUCCCACUCAUUGUAGCUCUGCGCAACCCAGGAAUGCGUCUUCGCCACUGGGAGGAGCUCAGCAAGAGUCUAGGCUUCGCGCUGGAGAUCGACGAGAGCUUCACCCUUACCAACAUCUUCCAGCUGAAUCUGUUGGACCGUAUCGACGACAUCGUCAAGGUGGCCGAGGCUGCAGGGAAGGAAUACCAAGUUGAACAGGCCCUGCGAACGAUGAAGGCAGCCUGGGAGAGUGUGGAUCUACAGAUCAUAGCGUAUCGUGAGACUGGCACAUAUGUGAUCAAAGGUGUGGACGAGAUCCAGGCCAUCUUGGACGAACACGUGACCAUGACGCAGGCCAUGAUGUUCUCGUCGUUUAAAGGUCCCUUCGAGGAGGAGAUCAUCGAGUGGAACUCGACCCUGCAGCUGAUCUCGGAGGUACUGGAGGAGUGGCUGGCAGUGCAGCGCAACUGGCUGUACUUGCAGCCCAUUUUCGAGUCCCCAGACAUCAACAAGCAGCUCCCCGCAGAGGGCAAACGGUUUGCGUCUGUGGACAAGAACUGGCGCCAGACUCUUGCGUCGGCUAAGGCUAAACCCAAGUGCGUCGAGUUCUGUCGGAGUACCAAGCUACUGGAGAGAUUCCGAGAGUCGAAUCACUUCCUGGAGCUGGUUCAGAAAGGUUUGAGCGACUACCUCGAGGUCAAGCGCUCAGCAUUCGCACGCUUCUACUUCCUUUCAAACGAUGAGUUGUUGUCCAUCCUGUCAGAGUCUAAGGACGUCAAGCUUGUGCAGCCGCAUUUGAAGAAAUGCUUUGAAGGUAUUGUCCAAGUUACUUUCGAAGACGACCUGAACAUUAGCGCCAUGAUUUCCGCAGAAGGCGAAAAGGUUCCGUUCUCAGCCAUGGUGGACCCUAAGGGCAAGAACGUGGAGCACUGGAUGAUGGAGGUCGAGGAUAUGAUGAAGCUCUCGAUCCGCGACAUCAUGGAGCGCGCUAUCGCGGAUUACACGCAGAUCGAUCGGUCUCUCUGGAUUCAAAAGUGGCCGGGAAUGUGCGUACUCAACGGCAGUCAAAUGCACUGGACGCGUGAGAUGGAGGAGGCCAUGGAUGCUGACGGACGCGAAGGUGUGAAGAAGAUGAUGACUCGACAGCUCGGACAACUGGCGGAUAUGGUCACGCUCGUGCGGGGCAACCUUGACAACAUGGCUCGCAUCACGUGUGGUGCUCUGACGGUUAUCGAUGUGCACGCUCGAGAUGUGACGCGCAAACUCGUGGCCCAAAACGUCGAGUCCAAGGGAGAUUUCUUGUGGAGUUCGCAGCUCAAGUACUACUGGGCAGACAAGAACCUGUGGGUGCAAGCAGUGACUUCAAGGCGUCCGUAUGGCUACGAGUACCUCGGAAACUCGUUCCGACUUGUGAUCACGCCGCUGACUGAUAAAUGUUAUCUAACGCUGAUGGGAGCGCUGCAGAUGAUCCUCGGUGGGGCCCCCGCUGGUCCUGCCGGUACUGGGAAGACCGAGACAACGAAAGAUCUGGCCAAGGCGCUGGCCAAGCAGUGCGUCGUGUUCAACUGCUCAGAUGGUCUGGACUACAUCGCAAUGGGUAAAUUCUUCAAAGGGUUAGCAUCCUGUGGAGCUUGGGCAUGUUUCGACGAGUUCAACCGUAUCGACAUCGAAGUGCUUUCGGUGGUCGGGCAACAAGUCGUGACCCUGCAGCUCGGUAUUCGUCGUGGUGACACACGAAUCGUCUUUGAAGGCUCCGACAUCAAGCUCAGUGAUCAAUUCGGCGUGUUCAUCACCAUGAACCCCGGUUACGCCGGACGUAGUGAGCUGCCCGACUCGCUUGCGGCACUUUUCCGUCCUGUGGCCAUGAUGGUCCCGGAUUACGCCCUGAUCGGAGAGAUCAUGUUUUUCGCCUACGGGUUCUCGGACGCCCGCGCGCUCGGCGCUAAGAUGGUGACGACGUUCAAGCUCUGCUCGGAACAGCUUUCGUCGCAGUUCCACUACGACUACGGUAUGCGCGCCGUGAAGACUGUGAUCACGGCAGCUGGUAACCUCAAGCGCGAUGACCCCGACAUGGACGAAGACGUAUUGCUGCUGCGUGCUCUGCAGGAUGUGAACUUGCCCAAGUUCCUGGCACACGAUAUCCCGCUGUUCAACGGUAUUAUCAGCGAUUUGUUCCCGGGUAAAUGCCGCCCCAACUUGGAUCUCGGAGCCCUUAUCAGCGUGAUAAAGCUCCAAACCCACCGCCUGAAUCUACAGCCCGUGCCGUACUUCCUUACAAAGUGCAUCCAAUUGUACGAAACGAUUGUAGUGCGACAUGGUCUAAUGGUUGUCGGCGCUACUGGGGGUGGGAAAUCGUGCAACAUUGCUGUGCUGGCUGACGCGCUGACAGAACUGAGGCGACGAGGGGAGUCUGGAUUCGCGUUCGAGAAGGUGAUCAAAUACCAGUUGAACCCCAAAUCCAUCACCAUGGGCCAGCUCUACGGUGAGUUCGACGCCAACACACACGAGUGGCAGGACGGUAUUUUAUCCACACUAUACCGUGCUGCUGCCAGCGACACAAAGCCCGACCGCAAGUGGGUCAUCUUUGACGGGCCUGUAGAUGCUAUCUGGAUUGAAAACAUGAACACGGUGCUUGACGACAACAAGAAGCUGUGCCUGAACAGUGGCGAAAUGCUGCAGAUGUCCAAGCAAAUGACGAUGAUGUUCGAGGUGGAGGAUCUAUCGGUGGCUUCCCCGGCUACCGUCAGUCGGACAGGUAUGGUGUACAUGGAGCCCAGCACGCUAGGUCUCGGUCCUCUUGUAGACUCGUGGGUCGAGAACCUCCCGAAAUCAGUCGCGCCGUUCGCGCAUGUCUUCAUGAGGCUCUUUGACGUGUACUUGUACUCGGCCGUCACGUUCAUUCGGUCCUUUCUGGGCGAGCUCGUCCCCACCAUGGACAACAAUCUAGCUCAGAGUCUCAUGAACAUCCUGGACUGUACUCUGGACCCAUUCCGUGAAAAACCAUCGGCCGAUGGCACUGGUGAGCCACAACCAGCGUCCAAGACUCCCAACUUGCAGUUCAAAGACGAUAUCGAACCGCUGUUCAUCUUCGCGUUGAUCUGGUCUGUGGGCGUCUCUACAAAUGAUGCGGGUCGGGUGCGAUUCGAUAGUUUCCUGCGGAGUGAGCUGGUGGCGAACAACUGCAAGCCCUCGCUUCCCCCCAGUGGGCUAGUGUACGACUACUGCUAUCAGCUCUCCAGCCACAAGUGGGUUCCCUGGAUGAGCACGGUUAAUCCGUACAAGGUUCCAGCCAACUCGUCGUUCGCCGAGAUUGUCGUGCCUACAGCCGACUCUGUGCGUAACAACUAUCUACUCGAAGAGCUCAUGAGUGCGGGUAAGCACGUGCUCAUGGUCGGCGGUACGGGUACCAGCAAGACGGUGAACAUCACGCGCUACCUGCAGUCUUUGCCUGCUGAUGUCUACAUCCCCAUUCCGAUCUCCUUCUCGGCUCAGACAUCAGCCAACCAAACGCAGGAUAUGCUCGACGCCAAGAUGGAGAAGCGACGGAAAGGUGUGUACGGUCCACCAGCAGGCAAGAAGUACAUUAUCUACGUGGAUGAUCUGAACAUGCCUAAGCGCGAGAAGUACUUCGCCCAACCACCGCUGGAACUGGUACGCCAAUGGUUCGACCAAGGUGGUUGGUACGACCGCAAGCUGCUCGUCUUCCGCAGUAUCAUCGACAUUCUGUUCGUGGCUUCCAUGGGUCCUCCUGGUGGUGGACGCAAUCCAAUCACCCCACGCUUGGUUCGUCACUUCAACGUGGUGGGUUACGCCGAGCUCGGCGAUGACAGCAAGACCAUCAUCUUCAGUACGAUCCUGGGCAACUUCUUGAGCUCCGGCUUCCCCCCGGAGAUCGGGCGGCUCACGGACAACGUCGUCCGUGCCUCCAUUAGCGUCUACAAUACGAUCUGCCGCGAGCUCCUCCCCACGCCGGCAAAGUCGCACUAUACGUUCAACCUCCGUGACCUGGCCAAGGUGUUCCAGGGCAUGCUCAUGGGCGAUAGUCGACGCAUCACGGAGACGGACUCGUUGAUUCGCCUGUGGGUGCACGAGUGCAAGCGCGUCUACGAAGACCGAAUGAUCUCCCUGCAGGACCACGACUGGUUCCGCGAGCUCAUGCGCUCGUCGACCAAGGAGUUUUUCCAGCGCGAGUACGACCAGGUCGUGACGAACGAGCACUUGAUCUACGGCGACUAUUUGGUGCCCGGGGCGGACCCGAAGAUCUACGAGGAAGUGGUUGAUGUGGACAAGGUGCUGAACAUCAUGGACGAGUAUCUGCUCGACUACAACGCGGAGAGCAAGUCGCCCAUGUCACUGGUGUUGUUCAUGGACGCCGUGGAGCAUGUGUCUCGAAUCUCGCGCAUUAUUCGGCAGCCUAUGGGCAACGCUCUGCUCCUCGGAGUCGGUGGCAGUGGUCGCCAGAGUCUCACGAAGCUUGCGACCUUCAUGGCUGGCUACAAGUGUUUCCAGGUGGAGAUCGUCAAGGGCUACGGCCUCACGGAGUGGCGAGAUGAUGUCAAGAAAUGUCUGCUGCUUGCAGGUGUGAAGGACACACCGGUUGUGUUCCUCUUCUCAGACGUCCAAGUGGUUAACGAGACAAUGCUCGAAGAUCUCAAUGGCGUUCUAAAUGCUGGCAAUGUGCCCAAUUUGUACGGACCUGAAGAUCUGGACCAAAUCAUCACUGCGUGUCGAGUUGACUGCCAGAAGCGGCAGCUUCCCCCAACAAAGACCAACAUCUUCCAGCAGUAUAUCAACCGUGUGCGGCGUAACAUCCACCUAGUGAUCUGCAUGAGUCCCCUGGGUGGGCUGUUCCGCGAUCGGUUGCGAAUGUUCCCGUCACUGGUGAAUUGCUCGACCAUCGACUGGUUCAGUGAAUGGCCUGCGGAAGCUCUCAACUCCGUGGCUUCGGCAAUCCUGAGCGAUGGAAAUCUAGCGCUGGGUGACAAGCUCCCCGCUCUCGUGGAGGCUUUCAAGAUUGUGCAUCAAAGCGUGGAAGAAGCCUCGAAGCAGUUUUACAACACUCUGCGACGAUAUUUCUACGUGACUCCGACGAGUUAUUUGGAGCUGUUGUCUGCGUUCAAGUCCGUGCUCGUUAUGAAGCGCGAGGAGGUGAACAUGAUGCGAAGUCGGCUGCAGAAUGGUGUGGACAAACUCUCAGAAACCAAGUCGAUUGUUGCCACUAUGCAGACGGAGCUUGUGGAGCUUCAGCCCGUUCUUGCGGCAACACAGUUGGAGGUGGAGCAGAUGAUGGUCCAGAUCGCGAAAGACAGCACUGAAGCGGAUAUCACCAAAGCCACAGUCGAGAAGGAGGAAGCGGCCGCCAGUAUCAAAGCCAGCGCCACAAAGGAGAUCGCAGACUCAGCCCAACGUGACCUCGACGCUGCUCUACCAGCUCUGGAGUCGGCUGUGGAAUGUCUGAAUCGUCUGAAAAAGGCUGAUAUUGAUGAGGUUAAAGCACUCAAGACCCCACCUGCAGGUGUCAAGCUGACGAUGGAAGUUGUGUGUAUCCUCUUUGGUCAGAAACCUGUGAGCAAACCGGACCCGGAUCGACCUGGUAAAAAGAUCAAUGACUACUGGGAGGUAGCACAGAAGGUGGUGCUCUCGAACGCGAACAAGUUCUUGGAGAAUCUGCUCGGCUUCGACAAGGACAACAUCCCCGAUGCCAUCAUCACCAAGGUGGCGCCUAGUAUGGAGGAUCCGAACUUCACGCCGGAGGCUAUCGAGAAGUCCUCGAAAGCUUGUACUGCUAUCUGUAUGUGGGCACGAGCCAUGUACACGUAUCACUUCGUGGCGAAAGCUGUCGAGCCCAAGAAGCAGGCGCUCGCACAGGCUCAGAAAGAGCUCGACGAAACUCUAGCAGUUCUCAAAGGUGCUCAAGACAACCUGCAACAGGUGAGCGAUCGACUGGCGGAGCUGGAGCAGUCGUACAAUGGAGCAGUGGCGAAGAAAGAGGAGCUCGGAAGGAAAGUGGUGCAGUGUCAAGUUCAGCUGCAGAAUGCUGAGCGACUCAUUGGUGGACUUGGUGGCGAAGAAGCACGUUGGAAGGAGACAGUUGCGCAGUUGACUCUCGACUACGCUAACCUCACUGGAGACGUGCUCGUAUCUGCGGGCACGAUUAGUUACCUGGGUGCCUUCACGGCUGAAUUCCGCGAACAGCUUGUAGCAUCCUGGCACGAGGCUCUGGUGAAGCACGAAGACCCCGUAAAAUUGCGAGCGUGGCAGAUCGCUGGACUCCCGACGGAUACCGUGUCGACGCAGAAUGGUAUUAUUAUGGGGCGUGCGCGACGAUGGCCGCUGCUGAUCGACCCGCAGGGCCAAGCCAACCGCUUCAUCAAGAAUCUUGGUCGUGACAAGAAGCUUUGCGACAAUGGGAUGGAUGUGGUGAAGCAGUCGGACCGUGGAUUCCUCCGUGCCUUAGAGAAUGGCUUGCGGUUCGGUAAGUGGGUACUGCUGGAAAACGUGGGGGAGGAGCUUGAUGCAGCUCUGGAGCCUGUGCUGCUGCAGCAGAAAUUCAAACAAGGCGGUCAGGACAUGAUUCGUCUGGGUGAGAACGUGAUUCCAUACAACGACAGCUUCCGCUUUUUCCUCACGACAAAGCUCGCCAACCCACACUACGCCCCAGAAGUCUGUGUGAAGGUGAGUCUCUUGAACUUCACUAUCACCAUGAAAGGCCUCGAGGAGCAGUUGCUGGGCGUGGUGGUGCUCAAGGAGCUACCUGAGCUUGCAGCAAAGAAGAACGAGCUUGUGGUAUCGAAUGCUGAGGGUAAACGGCAGCUCUACGAGAUUGAGAACCAAAUCCUCUACCUCUUGUCGCACUCUGAGGGAAAUAUUCUGGAUGAUACGAACCUCAUCGAGACGCUGGCGUCUGCUAAAGAGACUUCAGCUGUGGUGAUGGCCAAGAUGCGAGAGGCGGAAGAGACCGAGAAGGAGAUCGAUGCACGCAGUGACGGGUACCGUCCGGUGGCUUUCCGUGCGGCGUUGCUGUUCUUCUGCAUCGCCGACCUCGCACUGGUGGAUCCAAUGUACCAGUAUUCGCUGACGUGGUUCACGGGGCUGUUCAUCCGCGGCAUCCAAUCGGCCAAGCCCAGUGCUCAACUCGAGACUCGACUCACAAACCUGAACGAUUACUUCACGUACUCGGUCUACAAGAACGUGUGUCGCUCACUCUUUGAGAAGCACAAGCUGCUUAUCUCGUUCCUGCUGACCAUCAAGAUCAUGCAAGGCAACAACGAAGUGGAUGCCGGUGAAUGGCGCUUCCUGCUGUCUGGUAUUGGCUCUAGUCCGCCUGUCGAAGCGGAAAACCCGGCUAGUCGGUGGCUAGAAGCCUACGCAUGGCAGCAAAUCUGCGCGCUCGCGAGCUUCCCUUCGUUCAGCGGUUUGGAGGUCGAUUUCGCCAAGCAUGUAGCUGUCUUCCGCGCCAUCUUCGACUCGACAGACCCCGAGAACCAGCCUCUGCCUGGGGAAUCACUGUCCAAGCUGGAUGAGUUCCAGAGGCUGUGCAUUCUGCGAGUCCUGCGGCCUGACAAGAUGAUGCCGGGGAUCCAAAACCUGGUGUGCUCCAAGUUGGGCAAGGAGUUCAUUGAGCCUCCGCCGUUCGACCUCGCCAACACGUUCGACGAUGCAAGCCCCACCACGCCGUUGAUCUUCGUGCUAUCUCAAGGCUCCGAUCCAGCCAAGGACUUGCACGGGUUCGCUGUUAGCACCGGGAUGGAAAGCAAACUCAAGUCGAUCGCUCUGGGUCAGGGUCAAGGUACUUUAGCCGCACGCCUUAUUGAAGGUGCUACGACCAAGGGCGAGUGGGUACUGCUACAGAACUGCCACUUGGCGCUGAGUUGGAUGCCCGAGCUGGAACGGAUCUGCGAAGAGCUCGACCCGACCAAACUCCACGAGAACUUCCGCUUGUGGCUUACGAGUAUGCCGACCCCGGCCUUCCCUGCGUCAGUGCUGCAGGACGGAGUCAAGAUGACGAAGGAGGCGCCCAAAGGGCUACGCGCGAACCUCAAGAACACGUACUACAAGCUGGAUGAGACUCGACUCGGGGCGACGCGAAAGCCCGACGUGUUCCGCAAGCUGCUCUUUGGACUCUGCUUCUACCAUGCCAUAGUUUGUGAGCGGAAGCGCUUCGGUGCACUCGGGUGGAACAUCCCGUACCAAUUCAACGAGACGGACCUCGACAUCAGCGUCGCGCAGCUCGAGAUGUUCCUGGACACGUACGACCAUGUGCCUUUUGACGUGCUGCAGGUGAUGACGUCCACCAUCAACUACGGCGGGCGAAUCACGGACGACAAGGACAUGAGAACGUCGGACGUCAUUCUCAUGACGUUCUUCAAGCAGGCCAUCCUGCAGAAGGACUACGCGUUCUCAAGGAGCGGCAUCUACUACUCGCUGGACUGCGACCCCCGCAAUGCCUACGAGAGCUACGUCAACUACAUCAACACGCUACCGAUCAACCCUGAACCCGAAGUGUUUGGCAUGCACGAGAACGCCAACAUUACAAGUGCCCAAGCUGAGACGUACGAGGCCUUCGACCUGCUGCUGUCGUUGCAGCCACGCGUGAGCUCCGGUGGAGGCAAGAGUCGUGAGGAAAUCAUCGCCGACGCUGCUCAAGCCAUUGCGUCUCAGUUGCCAGCUCAAUUCGACCUGGAGCACGUCCAAGCGGCCUACCCUGUAUCAUAUGACGAGUCGAUGAACACGGUGUUGGCUCAGGAGGUGGAGCGAUUCAACAAGCUCCUGGCCGUCAUGAGGAGCACUCUGCAUCUGGUGCAGCAAGGUCUGAAGGGUCUGGUAGUCAUGUCCACUGAGCUUGAAGCCAUGGGGGCGUCGCUGUAUGACCAGAAGGUGCCUGUCGUGUGGGAAUCCAAAGCCUAUCCGUCCCUCAAGCCGCUUGGUGCCUGGGUCAAGGACCUUCUCGAGCGGUUGGCGUUCAUCUCGAACUGGAUCGCGCACGGUAUCCCGGCCGUGUUUUGGAUCUCGGGCUUCUUCUUCCCGCAGGGUUUCAUGACUGGCACGAUCCAAAACCACGCGCGCAGAUACAAACUGCCCAUCGACUCGCUGUCGUUCCAGUUCAUCAUGAUGCCUGAGAGCGUCGAGCAGCUCGUGACGCGGCCGGUGGACGGCUGCUACACUUACGGUUUGUUCUUGGAAGGAGCUCGCUGGAACCCGGAGAUCAAGGCGCUGGACGACCCGCUGCCUCGCGAGCUCUUCGCGAAGAUGCCGGUCAUUCACCUGUUCCCGCAACCGAAUCGCGAAGCCCCGCAACGAGGCAUCUACCGGUGUCCGGUGUACAAGAUCCUCACGCGCACUGGUACGCUGUCGACUACUGGCCACUCGACGAACUUCGUCAUGUGGCUCGAGAUUCCGGCCAACAAGCCAAACAUCUUCCGGAACUCGCUCGUAUCCGAGACCAACGCGCAGGUGCUUUUCGCCGACCAGGAGUACUGGAUCAAGGCCGGCGUGGCCUGCUUCUGCAGCCUGCGGUACUAA